GAUCUGUCUUCGCUGCCUAGUAAAUAUUAAUUUAAUCCCAAACCAAUUCAACUCGCGACUCCAAUUGGCGGUCUUCGGCUGCUGCGGUCAAAGUGUUUUUUUUGUGCCCCAAAAGAGUUGAAACCGCUGACCAGGCGAAUAACGGUGCCGGCGCACAGAAGCGACAGAGACAGAGACAGAGCACACAGCACUUGCACACACCCCCUGCACCCAGCGCACACAUAGUCAUGAUCCCCGAGAGAAGCCGGGGGAGCCAAGUGGCCCUCCUGCUGGUCGUCCUGCUGGCGGCCAUCGCUGGGCACGCGGAGGCCCAGAAGUCCGCCAAACUGACGGCGACCGGCAGCUCCUGCGCGUCCAAGCUGCGGUGCAACACCUGCAUCCAGGUGGAGGGUUGCGUCUGGUGCCAGCAGCCGGACUUCAAGGGCCAGUCGCGUUGCUACCACAACGCCAGCCAGCUGUGCCCCGAGGCGUUCAUCUACAACCCGGAGUCCAAGGCCGAAAUUCUGCUCGACGAGCAGCUAACGGCGGCCGGAUCUGCGGCCAGCUCCAGCUCCUUCAGCCAGAGCUCCCAGGGCUCGUACUCCGGCAGCGGGUCCCAGCACGCCUCCGGCAAGAUUGUCCAGAUCCAGCCGCAGUCCCUGCGACUCCAGCUGCGCGUCAAUGAGAAGUACAAACUGAAGGUCAGCUACUCGCAGGCCGUGGGCUACCCGGUGGACCUCUACUACUUGAUGGACCUGUCCAAGUCCAUGGAGGACGACAAGGAGAAGCUGUCCAAGCUGGGCAACAAGCUGUCCAUCGCCAUGAAGAACAUCACCUCGAACUUCCGCCUCGGCUUCGGCUCGUUCGUGGACAAGGUGCUCAUGCCCUACGUCUCCACCAUUCAGAAGAAACUCGACCAUCCCUGCGACAACUGCAAGGCCCCCUACGGCUACCACAAUCACAUGCCACUCAACAAUAACACCGAAAGCUUCUCUACCGAGGUGAGUGCCGCCCAAGUGUCGGGCAACUUGGACGCCCCCGAGGGCGGCUUCGAUGCCAUCAUGCAGGCCAUCGCCUGCCGCUCGCAGAUCGGCUGGCGCGACAGUGCCCGCCGCCUGCUCGUCUUCUCCACGGACGCGGGCUUCCACUACGCCGGCGACGGCAAGCUGGGCGGCGUGAUUGCGCCCAACGACGGCGAGUGCCACCUGAACAGCCGGGGCGAGUACACGCACUCCAUCUACCAGGACUACCCGAGCAUCUCGCAGAUCAACCAGAAGGUCAAGGACAACGCCAUCAACAUUAUCUUCGCCGUGACCGCCAACCAGUUGUCCGUGUACGAGAAGCUGGUCGAGCACAUCCAGGGCUCGUCGGCGGCCCAGCUGGACAGCGAUUCAUCCAACGUGGUUACCCUGGUCAAGAGUGAAUACGCCAAAAUCUCCUCGUCGGUGGAGAUGAAGGACAACGCCACUGGCGACGUGAAGAUCACCUAUUUCUCGUCCUGCCUGAAUGGCCACGAGGAGGUGCAGACCGCCAAGUGCGAGAACCUGACGCAGGACAAGCUGGUGACCUUCACCGCGCACAUCCAGUUGCUCAAGUGCCCCGAGGAUCCGCGCGACUGGCGCCAGACGAUCCACAUCUCGCCGGUGGGCAUCAACGAGGUCAUGGAGAUCCAGCUGGAGAUGCUGUGCUCGUGUCCCUGCGAGAACCCGGCGUCGCCGACCUAUGAGAAGAAUUCGGACAGCUGCAACAAGCACGGCACCUCCAUGUGCGGCAUCUGCCAGUGCGACGACAGUCACUUUGGCAACAAGUGCGAGUGCAGUGCCACCGACAUCAAUUCAAAGAAUGCCAACGACGCCUCCUGCCGGCCGGACAACACCACGCUGACGGACUGCUCGGGCCGCGGCAACUGCGUGUGCGGCACCUGCGAGUGCCACAAGCGACCCAAUCCGCAGGAGGAGGUGUCCGGCAAGUUCUGCGAGUGCGACAACUUCAGCUGCGAGCGCAACAAGAACCAGCUGUGCUCGGGCAAGGACCACGGCAUCUGCGAGUGCGGCCAGUGCAAGUGCAAGCAGGGCUGGGGCGGCACCAACUGCGCCUGCCAGGAGUCCAACCACACCUGCGCCCCGCCCGGCGGCGGAGAGCUGUGCUCCGGCCACGGCACCUGCGAGUGCGGCACCUGCAAGUGCAAUGCCAACGAGCAGGGACGCUUCUCCGGUCGCUUCUGCGAGAAGUGCCCCACCUGCUCGGGCAAGUGUCAGGAGCUGAAGGAGUGCGUCCAGUGCCAGAUGUACAAGACGGGUGUGCUGAAGAAGCCAGAGGACUGCAGCCGCAACUGCUCGCACUUUGUGCCCGUGGGCGUGGAGAAGUUGGAGAUCGAUGAGUCCAAGGAUGAGCAGAUGUGCACCUUCUUCGACGAGGACGACUGCAAGUUCAUGUUCAAGUAUAGCGAAGUGCAGGGCGUGGGCCUGACGGUCCAUGCCCAGGAGACGAAGGAGUGCCCGCCCAAGGUCUUCAUGCUGGGCAUCGUCCUGGGCGUCAUCGCGGCAAUUGUGCUGGUGGGUCUGGCCAUCCUGCUGCUGUGGAAGCUGCUGACCACCAUUCACGAUCGCCGGGAGUUCGCCCGCUUCGAGAAGGAGCGCAUGAACGCCAAGUGGGACACGGGCGAGAACCCCAUCUACAAGCAGGCCACCUCCACCUUCAAGAACCCCAUGUAUGCGGGCAAAUAAAUGCGACAUCUAACUAAAUACUAGGGAAAUGUAACCUGAUAACUUGCGUCGUUCAACCAACUGCGGGGCGACGACUGUCUGUGCUUGAACCGGAAACCAGAAACCAGAAAACAGAGACCACCACCAAUAAAUCCAGAGAACCCAUCUUCAGAACCGACUCCGAACACACCGACGAAGCUGCUUUGCCCGGGUGCAAAACCACUGAAGUCAACUGCCAUUGAAACGCGUUCUAAACUAAGUCAACCCUAUAUCUACAUAUAUUUAUAUAUACGUUUACACGAGAACGUCCCGCGGGGCAGCCUUUAUACAUUGCGUAUACUUAACGAGCAAACGAUUUGUGCCUUGCAACAUAUUUAGACUAUAUCAUACGUUUAUAGGAGCAGGAAAGCAGACGCAGACACAGCGCACACAGCAACAGCAACAACCAGCAGCCGGAAACGGAAGUGACAAAAGCAGCCAACAAAUGAACCACGAACGAUAGUUAGAUUUACGACUCUUGUGUUCUUUAUUGUGCCCAGGCCAGCACAUGAAUUUGUAUUUUAUUUUACCCUUUCGCCCUAUUUGUAAUCCUUGUUUUGUGUACUUUGCUCACGUCUAAUUUUUUUUCACCGACGCCUUUACUAUUAAUGGAAAACUUAACUGCAACGCCAGCCUCCCGAAAGUCUUGUUCCCCGUCUACAUGUUUUUCUAUUGUUUUUAACGCUAACUUUACAAUUAAUAUUUAAGCCAUUAACAUUUAAGCUUGUACUUGUUAAUUUCGAAAGGCAAGAGGGAGCCCCGGAAGUUUUCCUUUCAUUGCUUAUUUUUGUAUGUUUUUCAUUUGCGGAAAGCGAGAGCGAAGAGCUCGAGAAGAGGGCUGCCGCGUGGCACAGAACGCAAUUACAGUCUCUUGUGCGUGUUUUGUUUCGCCGAAUUUCGAUCAUUAAUAGUAAAUUAAUACUACUAUAUAAAUAUAUACUUUGCCAUUUGUACUGAUUACUGAUUAACAUUUAAAGUAAUGCAAAACCAAAACAAAACAAAAACUUUUGUAUUAAAAAGGAAAAUUAUUUUGAGUAAUUUUAUUGAAUGGUAUGCCAAUACAAGAUGAAGUGGAAACACUAGCAAUACAAAACGAAGUGGAAAUUAAAUUGUUUGACGCUAAUUUUAGUAAAAUAAAUAAAAGAAACCAUAA
Messenger RNA from Drosophila biarmipes, 3876 nucleotides. RefSeq names its product integrin beta-PS (gene mys). Gene Ontology annotation, cellular component: cell surface; integrin complex; focal adhesion. Bases 228 to 2705 code for a protein of 825 amino acids. NCBI's taxonomy places the organism in Eukaryota, Metazoa, Arthropoda, Insecta, Diptera, Drosophilidae. The transcript has 7 exons. Gene Ontology annotation, biological process: cell adhesion mediated by integrin; integrin-mediated signaling pathway; cell-matrix adhesion. Gene Ontology annotation, molecular function: integrin binding. The record is from RefSeq and is a predicted model, not a curated record.